AUGGACAAUCCCGAUUCUCAUGAAAUCAUGAUAAACGAGACAACGCCUCUGGUAUCUGCCAAGGGCUCAAAGAAACCUAAAACGCCCCUUCCAAAACUUCAGAUAGGCUUACUUAUAACGCUGCAACUUUCGGAACCCAUCGCUUCGACGUCUAUAUUCCCGUACAUCAACCAGUUGAUCAGAGAACUUGGGAUCACUGGGGGCAACGAUGCGGCUGUAGGAUAUUAUGCUGGAAUGAUUGAAUCUCUGUUUUUCGUCGGACAGGCACUGACGGUGCUGAGGUGGGCCCGGCUAUCUGAUCGCAUUGGGCGCAAGCCGGUGUUGGUGAUUGGACUCUCAGGUGCUUGCCUUUCGAUACUGUGUUUCGGCCUCUCCACGACAUUUUGGGGUCUUGUCAUUAGUGAUGAAGACCAUGAUGGGAGAAUUGACGGACUCCACGAAUAUGGCUCAGGGAUUCGCCUUGGUCCCGAUCGUCUGGUGUAUCGGAAGCUUUGUUGGGAUCAUUGGCCGACAUUGUUCUCUGGUUCAUUUUGGAGAGAUUAUCCAUACUUUCUGCCUUGUGGAGUGGCAGCCUGUCUGCUCGUCCUAGCCCUUGUCACGAUGACAAUCUUCUUAGAGGAAACAUUAUCAACAAAACGUCGGCCGAAAUUCACUUCAACUACGGUUAGUGUUUCAAGUAGCCCCGAUAGAGAAUCGCUCGUCAAAAGCUCUAUGGCAACCGUGCCCUUGCGAUCCCUCCUUACGUCUUCGGUCAUUAUUCCGAUGGCAAACUACGGCAUGCUCUCCUUCCUUGACGUUUCGUUCAAGGUUCUUUUGCCGUUGUUUUUUUCGACACCUACUUAUCUUGGCGGUCUUGGAUUUGAUCCUGCUACUAUUGGGACGUGGCUGGCGUUGAUUGGGAUCGUCGAUGGUGUUUUUCAGGCAUUCUUCUUUGCCAGAAUUGUUGAAUGGGUUGGUCCAAAACGUUUAUUCUGUAUCUCAGCAUCGUGCUACGUACCACUCAUGGCUAUGUUUCCGAUAAUGUCGUGGAUUUUGCGUGCAAGGGGUGAAGUCGAUCAUGCAAUCACGUUUGCCUUGCUUUCCCUCACAGUUAUAGAAGUCAUAUGGGAUAUGGCAUAUGGGACUAUCUUCCUGUUUAUCACAGCCUCUGCUCGUACAAACAAUGUCCUUGGUGCCAUCCAUGGCCUAGGCCAAACCUCUGCGUCGGUAGCUCGUGCGGUUGGUCCCGCAUUGGCGACCUCGCUCUUUGCUGUAACGAAGGAACACAACCUUUUAGGAGGAAAUGCAGUUUUUUUCAUCUUCAUUGCAUUGACUGGUGUAUUGAGAUGGAUGGCGUCCCUGUUGCCGGAUGAAGUACAAGAUAGGGAUGAGUGA
This is a messenger RNA of Suillus bovinus, 1374 nucleotides long. RefSeq lists its product as uncharacterized. The transcript has 7 exons. NCBI's taxonomy places the organism in Eukaryota, Fungi, Basidiomycota, Agaricomycetes, Boletales, Suillaceae. Bases 1 to 1374 code for a protein of 457 amino acids. Gene Ontology annotation, molecular function: transmembrane transporter activity. The record is from RefSeq and is a predicted model, not a curated record. Gene Ontology annotation, biological process: transmembrane transport.